Molecule: messenger RNA, 492 nt
Organism: Spinacia oleracea (spinach)
Lineage: Eukaryota; Viridiplantae; Streptophyta; Magnoliopsida; Caryophyllales; Amaranthaceae
Product: secreted RxLR effector protein 78-like
Exons: 1
Coding region: 1-492 (163 amino acids)
Source: RefSeq, a predicted model, not a curated record
AUGGUGGUUCAGGAUUUGGUAAAACAGUAUGGUAGGAAGAGUGCUAAACCAAGUUGUAUGAUGAAGAUUGAUCUUCAAAAAGCAUAUGACACAGUUGAUUGGGAUUUCCUGCAAGAAAUGUUGGUACAGCUGUGUUUUCCUGUAGCUUUUGUGGCUCUUGUAAUGGAGUGUGUGACCACCCCUAAGUUCUCUCUAAUGCUUAAUGGCACAAUGCAUGGCUUUUUCAAGUCAAAAAGGGGUUUAAGACAAGGUGAUCCCAUGUCUCCCCUUCUGUUUGUGAUCUGCAUGGAGUACCUGUCCAGAAUUCUCUACAAAAUGAGUGAGUUGUCUCAAUUCCAGUUUCAUCCUAGAUGCAAAGAACUUAAGCUCACUCAUCUAUGUUUUGCUGAUGAUCUAAUCUUGUGUAGUAAAGGUGAGUUCCCCUCUGUGUAUCUUCUGCUUCAAGCCUUUAAGCUGUUCUCCAACUCUUCUGGUUUGUUAGCCAACAAGUAG